AUGGCCCCUGGCUGGAGCACGGAAGGGUCCCUUGCGUGGAGGUCAGCGCGGCUCCUGCUCCUCGUCGUCUCCUCCUGUUGCGGAAACAGUGCUCUUGCAGAACAUUCAGAAAAUGUGCAUAUUUCAGAAUUGUCAACUGCUUGUGGAGAUAUUCCAGAACAAAUCAGAGGUCCAACAGGGAUAAUCACUAGCCCAGGCUGGCCUCUUGAAUAUCCUGUCAGAAUCAACUGUAGCUGGUAUAUUCGGGCAAACCCGGGGGAAGUUAUUACAAUAAGUUUUCAGGACUUUGAUGUUCAGGGAUCACGGCGAUGCAGUUCCGAUUGGCUAACGAUAGGGGCCUACAAAAACAUGGAAGGGUACAGAGCAUGCGGGUCUUCUAUUCCAUCUCCAUACAUCUCUUCACAAGACCAUGUUUGGAUCAGAUUUCACUCAGAUGAAAGUAUAUCUAGGAAAGGUUUCAGACUGACUUAUUUUGCAGGGAAAUCUAAUGAACCAAGCUGUGACUGUAACCAGUUCCAUUGUGCUAAUGGGAAAUGUAUUCCAGAAUCUUGGAAAUGUAAUAACAUGGAUGAAUGUGGAGACAAGUCUGAUGAAGAAACCUGUGCCAAAGCAAAUCCUCCAACUCCUCCUUCCUUCCAGCCAUGUGCAUACAACCAGUUUCAGUGUCUGUCUCGCCUCAAAGUUUAUACUUGCUUUCCAGAAUCCUUAAAAUGUGAUGGAAACAUUGACUGUCUAGACUUUGGAGAUGAAAUAGACUGCGAUGUCCCAACUUGCGGACAGUGGCUAAAAUAUUUUUAUGGUACUUUCAAUUCUCCUAAUUAUCCAGACUUUUACCCUCCAGGGAGCAAUUGCACUUGGCUGAUAGACACUGGGGAUCAUCGCAAAGUUAUCUUGCGUUUCACUGACUUUAAACUUGAUGGUACAGGUUACGGGGACUAUGUCAAAAUAUACGAUGGACUGGAAGAGAAUCCUCGCAAAUUGUUGCGUGUUCUAACUGCAUUUGACUCACAUGCCCCUCUUACGGUUGUUUCUUCUUCUGGUCAAAUCAGAGUGCAUUUUUGUGCUGAUAAGGUGAAUGCUGCUAGAGGAUUCAAUGCUACUUAUCAAGUAGAUGGCUUCUGUCUUCCGUGGGAAAUCCCAUGUGGCGGAAACUGGGGUUGUUACACAGAACAACAGCGCUGCGAUGGCUAUUGGCAUUGCCCAAAUGGAAGAGACGAAACCAACUGCACCAUGUGCCAAAAAGAAGAAUUCCCUUGUUCUCGGAAUGGUGCCUGCUACCCACGUUCUGACCGCUGCAACUACCAGAAUCACUGCCCAAAUGGUUCUGAUGAAAAGAAUUGCUUCUUUUGCCAGCCAGGAAACUUCCACUGCAAAAAUAACCGAUGUGUGUUUGAAAGCUGGGUCUGCGAUUCUCAAGACGACUGCGGAGAUGGCAGUGAUGAAGAGAAUUGCCCAGUGAUUGUGCCCACCAGAGUAAUAACAGCUGCUGUCAUUGGUAGCCUUAUUUGUGGGCUUCUGCUUGUCAUCGCUUUGGGAUGCACUUGUAAGCUGUAUUCGUUAAGAAUGUUUGAACGAAGAUCAUUUGAGACGCAGUUGUCAAGGGUUGAAGCUGAGUUGUUAAGAAGAGAAGCACCUCCUUCUUAUGGACAGUUGAUUGCUCAGGGCUUAAUUCCACCUGUUGAAGACUUCCCUGUUUGUUCACCAAAUCAGGCUUCAGUUUUAGAAAAUUUGAGACUAGCAGUGCGAUCUCAGCUUGGGUUUACCUCAAUUAGGCUUCCAAUUGCUGGACGGUCAACCAAUAUUUGGAACCGAAUCUUUAAUUUUGCAAGAUCUCGUCAUUCUGGGUCCCUGGCGUUAGUUUCAUCAGAUGGGGAUGAUAUUACCAGUCAGAAUGCUAACAGAGAAGCGGAAAGAAAUGGCUCUCACCGAAGUCUGUUUUCAGUGGAGUCUGAUGAUACAGACACAGAAACCGAACGAAGAGACACUGCGGGUGCAGUUGGUGGCAUUGCUGCUACUUUGCCUCAAAAGGUCCCUCCCGCGACAGCCGUGGAAGCCACUGUAGUCUGUGGAACUUCCUCAGUUCAGAAUACCAGCAGUAGUACAGAUAGCGGAAGGGAAGCAGCUAGUGCGGAACACCCAAUUUCAAGUCCUGGACGCCAUCAGUUUUCUAGUGCACUAAGUCGCAUGACUCAAGGGUUACGUUGGGUACGCUUCACUUUAGGGAGAUCGAGUUCAGCAAAUCAGAACCAAAGUCCUUUGAGACAGCUUGAUAACGGGGUGGCUGGAGGAAGACAUGAAGACGACGAUGUUGAAAUGCUAAUUCCAGUUUCUGAUGUAGCAUCGGACUUUGACGCGAAUGACUGCUCAAGACCUCUACUUGAUCUCACCUCAGAACAAGGACAAGGGCUCCAACAGCCUUAUAGCACGACACAUAACGGGACACGGUCCUGUAAUCGAGAUGGUCCCUGUGAGCACUGUGGGAUGGUACAUACUGCUCAGAUACCUGACACUUGCUUAGAAGCAACACUGAAAAAUGAAACUAGCGAUGAUGAGGCUUUGCUACUUUGUUAGGAGUAUGGAUUGAAUGGGUGGAGUUGUAUGCAAGUUGGAGCAAUAUUGGUGAUUGUUUUGUACUUCGUAAUUCAAGAAAAAGGGGGGG
Euleptes europaea (tarantolino) is the source of this 2659-nucleotide messenger RNA. It is a transcript of the gene LRP12, whose product is annotated as LDL receptor related protein 12. The transcript is spliced from 7 exons. Gene Ontology annotation, molecular function: microtubule binding. Gene Ontology annotation, biological process: cilium assembly. Lineage: Eukaryota; Metazoa; Chordata; Lepidosauria; Squamata; Sphaerodactylidae. Gene Ontology annotation, cellular component: microtubule; cilium. The record is from RefSeq and is a predicted model, not a curated record. The coding region runs from base 1 to 2571 and encodes 856 amino acids.